UCUUUCUGGGAUUUCUUGCAUGUUCUCCAGUUGAGUUUGCCAAGUUCUGUUUUGUUAGUUUUUGACUUCUUCAAUCACAGAGACCCGUAAAUGCUCAUAACAAAGCGUGACCACGGAUUCUUCAAGUUCCGUGCACUGCACUGCUUCUUCUCUCUCACAAACAACAAGCCCCAUUUCUACAGCAACAUCACUAACACUUGUUCUCUAUGAAUUCCCAAAACUGACCCUGUAUAGAACCCACAUGUGGCAUGAUUCUUUUUCCACGUAAAGGGCAGUGAGAGGAACGUGUCACAUUCAUAGUAGUACAAUCAUCAAUAUCAUCCGUUUAUUCCCUUGUCUUGUCAAAUCUUGCAGCCUCCACUAGUUAUCUCUCUGUACUUUUUUUCCUUGCCAAGAAAAACAACAACAAAAAUACCAAAUGGUUACCAAGAACUAUGAUGAUCACUUCACAAGCGGGGUUGUUGUGAAGAUGGGUACGAUAAUGCUGCAGAGUAUUGGUCACUCAAGGCUCUUCUCGCUAUUUUUAUUCUUCACUUUCCUACUCUUUCUGCACAAAAACUGAAGUGUUUUGAGUUAAGGUGAUUCAUUGUUAGCUGGAACAUUUAGUUCAGAAUUCCAACAUGUUUUACAAUCAAAAGGGUAACGAGGAUGCCAAAGGUGAGUCUCGUUACAUGGAAACCGACCCAACUGGUCGCUAUGUCCGGGUUGGAGAUGUUCUUGGAAAAGGGGCAAUGAAAACAGUGUACAAAGCAAUUGAUGAGGUUCUUGGAAUGGAGGUAGCAUGGAACCAGGUGAGACUCAAUGAAGCACUUCGUACACCAGAGGACUUGGAGAGGCUUUAUUUAGAGGUUCAUCUUCUCAGCACCCUCAAGCACCAAUCCAUCAUUAGAUUCUAUACCUCAUGGAUCGAUGUUGACAACAAGACCUUCAACUUCAUCACAGAAAUGUUCACUUCUGGGACACUCAGAGAAUACAAGAAGAAAUACAAUCACGUAGGCAUACAAGCAAUAAAGAGUUGGGCAUGCCAAAUCUUAGAGGGUCUUGUUUAUCUGCAUGAACAUGAUCCUCCAGUAAUUCACAGGGACCUCAAAUGUGAUAACAUAUUUGUGAAUGGCCAUCUUGGACAAGUGAAGAUUGGUGACCUGGGUCUAGCGGCGAUUCUCCGUGGUUCCCAGCCAGCCCACAGUGUUAUAGGCACCCCUGAGUUCAUGGCACCAGAGUUGUAUGAAGAAGAAUAUAAUGAACUUGUUGAUGUGUACUCAUUUGGCAUGUGUGUUCUUGAAAUGCUUACAUCAGACUAUCCAUAUAGUGAAUGUGCUAAUCCUGCACAGAUAUACAAGAAAGUGACAUCGGGGAAGCUACCCAAAGCAAUUUUCCGGAUUGAAGACAUGGAAGCGCAAAGGUUUAUUAUCAAAUGCCUGGUACCUGCUUCAAAGAGACCGUCCGCAAAAGAAUUGUUGCAUGAUCCGUUUCUUGUGUCUGAUGAUGCAUCAUCCACACCUAAGAUUGGAAUGCAGAAUCCAUUUUUGAACUACAAUGAGAUGGAUAAACUUCAAUUGAGUGAUGGUUCAUCAAGGACUGCAAUGUCAAUAACUGGGAAGCUGAAUCCUGAAGAUGAUACUAUCUUUCUCAAAGUGCAAAUUUCUGACACGGAUGGUUCUGCUAGGAAUGUAUAUUUUCCCUUUGAUAUCUUCACUGACACCCCCACUGAUGUUGCAACGGAGAUGGUGAAAGAAUUGGAGAUCGCGGAUUGGGAGCCUUCUGAAAUUGCUAGUAUGAUUGAAGGAGAGAUAUCUUUGCUGCUUCCAAAUAGGAGGAAUAGUAACUGUUCACACAUCUGCCAUACAUUUAGUUAUCCAGAUGAUGAUGAUGAUGAAGGUCCUCAUCAUCGUUUCAACUCUGCCUCUUGUUCUUCAUCCCAAGAAUCAAUAUCUGGUUUAGCUAUCAGAGCUGAUGAGAUAUCAAAUGAACAUUGCUGGCUUCAUGAUGAUAUGCAUGAUGAUGCUAGUUCACAAUGCUCUUCACAUGGAACAUAUUCCAACUUGAACUUUUGUUCUAUGGACGACCAGGAGCACAAUGUGGCUUCUACAAGAAAAGAAAAACAUCCAAUCAUAAAGAGUCACAAGUUUACAAGGUUUUCACCUGGUGAAGACUUCAUCACUUUGAACCAGUGCAAAGUUCUAGCAGGACUACAAUCACCUUCUUCAAGUAAAAGUAAGAGGGUGAUAGAUAAUCGUAGAUUGACAAGGAACAAGUCACUGAUUGAUAUACAGAGCCAAUUACUUCACCGGUCACUAGUCGAGGAGGUAAACAAAAGACGGUUAUUCAAGACAGUUGGAGCAGUUGAAGAGAUUGGAUUUCAGACACCUUAUGAGGUUACCAGCAAAAUGUCACAGCCAGUGUAUAGUGCUUUGGAUGUGAACCCUUCAAGGAGUGGCAAGGGAGAAAACUUGUAAGAUUAAGAAAAGAAAAAAAAAGGUUGUCUCUUGAGCAUUGAACAAAAAAAUGUAUAUCUUGUGUGUGCUAGAGAAAAUAAUAAGGUUGAUGUGUUGUGUGGUUAUCAGACUUCUAAUAUUUAGCAUGAUUUGAAGGAAAAGUUUAACUUCAA
Messenger RNA from Lotus japonicus, 2608 nucleotides. Its product is annotated as probable serine/threonine-protein kinase WNK4. Gene Ontology annotation, cellular component: cytoplasm. Gene Ontology annotation, molecular function: ATP binding; protein serine/threonine kinase activity. The record is from RefSeq and is a predicted model, not a curated record. The coding region runs from base 621 to 2456 and encodes 611 amino acids. NCBI's taxonomy places the organism in Eukaryota, Viridiplantae, Streptophyta, Magnoliopsida, Fabales, Fabaceae. The transcript is spliced from 7 exons. Gene Ontology annotation, biological process: protein phosphorylation; intracellular signal transduction.